Messenger RNA from Magnolia sinica, 1647 nucleotides. Its product is annotated as probable aspartyl aminopeptidase. The record is from RefSeq and is a predicted model, not a curated record. Gene Ontology annotation, biological process: proteolysis. NCBI's taxonomy places the organism in Eukaryota, Viridiplantae, Streptophyta, Magnoliopsida, Magnoliales, Magnoliaceae. The coding region runs from base 69 to 1538 and encodes 489 amino acids. Gene Ontology annotation, molecular function: zinc ion binding; aminopeptidase activity. The transcript is spliced from 11 exons.
CAACCAGAGUAUUAAAUGUGCCCCUCGCCACGCCUCCGAAGAGCAGUCGAUGCAAGAGAGAGAGAGAGAUGGCAAAAGGAGAGGUACAGUCGUACUCGACCGUCGUCUGUGAUCUUCUGAGCUUCCUCAACGCUUCUCCAACAGCCUUCCAUGCCGUUGAUGAAGCCAAGAGGCGUUUGAAGGAUGCUGGGUUCGAGCAUGUGUCGGAGCGAGAGGAUUGGAAGCUUGAAGUUGGGAAGAAGUAUUUCUUCACCAGGAAUUACUCGACCAUAGUCGCAUUUGCGAUUGGAAAGAGAUAUGUUCCAGGCAAUGGAUUUCAUAUUGUUGGGGCACAUACUGACAGUCCGUGCUUGAAACUCAAGCCGGUUUCGAAGGUAGCAAAAGGGGGCUAUUUGGAGAUAGGUGUGCAGACAUAUGGAGGCGGGUUGUGGCAUACCUGGUUCGAUCGCGACCUGACUGUUGCAGGGCGACUGAUCAUAAAGGAAGGGAAAGAUGAUUCUAUUUCCUACUUGCAUAAGCUUAUCAGGAUUGAGGAGCCGAUUAUGCGGAUACCUACUCUGGCUAUUCACUUGGAUAGGGAUGUCAAGGAUGCCUUCAAGGUUAACACACAUAGUCAUCUUGUCCCUGUUCUAGCGACAUCGAUCAAGGCUGAGCUACAAGAGGUGGCGAUAGAAAAUGGUCCAGUUGAGGACGGAGUUCAAGGUGAUGGAAAAGAAUCACAUGGAACAAGGAAUGGCAAUAUGAAGAAGCAUCAUACUACUCUAUUACAGCUGCUUGCAGAUCAGGCUUGCUGCCAACCAGAUGAAAUAUGUGAUUUUGAGUUGCAAGUCUGUGAUACUCAACCAAGUAUUGUAGGUGGUGCUAUGAAGGAAUUUGUAUUUUCAGGAAGGCUCGAUAACCUAUGCAUGUCGUUUUGCUGUUUGAAGGCAUUGAUAGACUCAACAUCUUCUGAAAAUUCUCUUGAUAAUGAGCCUGGUAUAAGGAUGGUGGCUUUGUUUGAUCAUGAGGAAGUGGGAUCUAAUUCAGCACAAGGAGCUGGUUCUCCUGUAAUGUUAGAUGCUCUAUCAAGAAUAACAAACUUCUUCAGCUCUUCAAAUUCCCAGCUGCUCGAGAAAGCGAUACAAAGGAGUUUCCUUGUUUCUGCUGACAUGGCACAUGCCUUACACCCCAAUUACAUGGACAAACAUGAAGAAAAUCAUCAGCCGAAAUUGCAUGGAGGCCUCGUCAUCAAACACAAUGCUAACCAGCGCUAUGCCACGAAUGCUAUCACUUCUUUCAUAUUUCGGGAGAUCGCUGAGACGCAUAACCUUCCUGUUCAGGAUUUCGUGGUUCGCAAUGACAUGCCUUGUGGCUCGACCAUCGGUCCCAUACUUGCAAGUGGUGUUGGAAUCCGCACCGUAGAUGUUGGCGCGCCGCAAUUGUCAAUGCAUAGCAUAAGGGAAAUGUGUGCAGUGGAUGAUGUAAAGCAUUCCUAUGAGCAUUUCAAGGCAUAUUUCCAAGAGUUCUCUCAGCUUGAUGCCAGGAUUAGUGUGGACUGAGAUAGCUCCCUACAAUAAACCCCACUUAAUGGUGCCUACUCAUAUUUUAAGUUUAGACCAGUAACUUAUCCGCAGAUAUUCAUGAAUGCUGUUGUGCUUUUUUUUUUUU